AAAAGCGGUCCAAGCCGCGGGGAACGGAAAUUGUGAAAUGGAAGCUCUGCCACCGUGCUUAAGAUAACUACUCUCUCGUUUCCGUCUCAUUGCCUCUCUUCUCUGCGCAGCAGAACCAGUGACUAUCAAUGGUGACGGGAAGAGGACUAGUGAGGUUCAUCUCCGCUGCCGCGGCGGCUAUCCUGGCUAUCUUCGUUUUCCUGCUCCUCCAUCCAAGGCGGAGGCAUCUGAUUUGGUGUAUGGAUUCUGCUGCUGAUUUGGUGGUAAGGAACGCUACAAUCUACACGAGCAACUCAUCGAUUCCCUUUGCGGAAGCACUGGCAGUGCGGAACGGGCGUAUCAUUAGAAUCGGAAGUGAUGCUUCUGUUCGGGGAUUGAUAGGUCAUAGGACGCAUGAGCUGAAUCUUGAAGGGAAGGUUGUACUACCAGGAUUUAUUGAUUCACACGUCCAUCUUAUUUUUGCUGGUUUACAGAUGGGUCGUGUGAAGCUUCAAGGUAUUAAACGUAAAGAAGAUUUUGUGAUGAUGGUGAAAAAAGCUGUGAAAGAUAAACUUCCUGGUGACUGGUUGUUGGGUGGAGGUUGGAACAAUGAUAUUUGGGGUGGAGAAUUGCCUGCGGCUUCCUGGAUAGAUGAUAUUACACCUGACAACCCGGUUUGGUUCUCACGCAUGGAUGGUCAUAUGGGUUUAGCCAACUCCCUUGCCCUAAGGGUUGCUGGUGUCACCAACUUAAGUUUGAACCCUAUUGGUGGGACAAUCUUGAAAACCAUAAAUGGAGAUCCUACUGGUCUUUUGAUUGAUUCUGCAAUGAAGCUUGUUCUUACGGUAAUCCCUGAAAUCUCGGUCCAUGGAAGGCAAGAUGCCAUGAUUAGGGCAAGCAAGUAUGCCUUGAUGAAGGGAGUGACCACCAUGGUUGAUAUGGGAAGGUACUUUACUGGUGCACCUGUUGAUCAUUCUUGGCAAGAUUUCAGAGAUGUUUAUAAGUGGGCUGAUUCUUCUGGGAAGAUGUUGAUAAGAGUGUGCUUGUUCUUUCCAAUUCAAACGUGGUCUUUCGUAAGAGAUCUUUUCAAAGAUAAAGGUAGAUCUAUAAGUCAGUGGCUUUACAUUGGGGGCGUCAAAGCGUUUGCUGAUGGAUCUUUGGGAUCUAACAGUGCACUGUUCCAUGAGCCCUAUAAGGAUGAUCCUCAUAACUAUGGUUUGCAAGUGUCAGAUUUUGACUGGUUAUUGAAUGCCAUAGUAGAAUCAGACAAAUCUGGACUUCAGGUUGCAGUGCAUGCUAUUGGAGAUAAAGCAAAUGACAUGGUAUUGGAUUUGUUUAACUCGGUGAAAUCUGUUAAUGAAGCUAGAGAUCAUAGAUUCAGGAUUGAGCAUGUUCAACAUCUAGUGCCAGAAUCAGCAAGCCGUUUUGGUGCUCAAAAUGUUAUUGCCUCUGUGCAGCCAGAUCAUUUACUGGAUGAUAUCAGGUCUGCUGAAAAGAAAAUUGGGAAGGCUAGAGCUCAGAAAGGGUCUUAUCUGUUCAGGUCUCUUCUUACUGGUGGUGCUAAAUUAGCUUUUGGUUCUGACUGGCCGGUUGUUGACAUUGAUCCACUGAGAAGUAUCAAAACAGCAAUGACCAGAACCAUCCCUGGACAAGAAACUGCAUGGAUUCCCACCGAGCGUGUUGGACUAGAUGAUGCUCUCAAGGCGUACACCAUAGGAGCUGCUUAUGCCUGCUUCCUCGACAAUGAAAUAGGCAGCCUCUCCCCAGGGAAGUAUGCUGACUUCAUCGUAUUGCCAGCUUCUUCAUGGGAAGAAUUUGAACAAAACAUACCUUCCAGUGUUUCCGCCACUUAUGUUGGUGGCCUGCAGGCCUACCCAUGAAGCUUCAGCAGCUUUCGAGUACAUUUCAUUGCUCAUGUCUUUUCGUUUAGCUUUCAUGCCAUUGGAUUCUCUUGGAACUCUCAUAUUGAUACUGCGAAUUAGAAUUUUGGGUUCUGCUUGCUGAUUGGUAUACAUGAACUAGCAGAAUUUGGCUAUUUUGGAAUGUUUAGUAAGCCGAAUUUGACCUAUGGAUGGAUCCCAUAGUAUGUAGUGGCCCACUCAUGAUUUCUUUGUAUCGAUCAAAUUCUAUGAAAUGCUAGGCCUCGGAUACAAGUCCAUGUAGUUUGAGACUAAUCUCCUAAUCACUAGGCCAAGUGGGCUGCAAAAAUUCCUUGAAAUGUUGCAUUUUUCUGUCAAAUAAAAUUCUAGUAAUUAUGGAACAUGUUAUUAAUCUAUUUGCACGACAACAUGUUAAAUUAUCAAAGAAUUUGGUGGUUUGGUUUGAUGUACCAAUGUAUUAAUCUGGGACAUGGUUCCUGUGUGCUUUGCUU
This is a messenger RNA of Phalaenopsis equestris, 2350 nucleotides long. RefSeq names its product putative amidohydrolase YtcJ. Gene Ontology annotation, molecular function: hydrolase activity, acting on carbon-nitrogen (but not peptide) bonds. The record is from RefSeq and is a predicted model, not a curated record. Bases 129 to 1859 code for a protein of 576 amino acids. Lineage: Eukaryota; Viridiplantae; Streptophyta; Magnoliopsida; Asparagales; Orchidaceae. The transcript is spliced from 15 exons.